This is a messenger RNA of Acanthochromis polyacanthus (spiny chromis), 2574 nucleotides long. Its product is annotated as adhesion G protein-coupled receptor E3-like. The transcript has 15 exons. The record is from RefSeq and is a predicted model, not a curated record. Gene Ontology annotation, biological process: adenylate cyclase-activating G protein-coupled receptor signaling pathway; cell surface receptor signaling pathway. Lineage: Eukaryota; Metazoa; Chordata; Actinopteri; Pomacentridae. Gene Ontology annotation, molecular function: G protein-coupled receptor activity. Gene Ontology annotation, cellular component: membrane.
AUGGCGGAGGACAGGCAGAUGCUGUGGGAGAUGGAGCUGGACUUUGAUGGGGGAAUGUGGUCCAGAGUGAUGAAGGCAGACGUAGAUGAAACCAAGCAGGUGAUGGGAGCAGUCCGUACUGAAGAGGGACAGUGCAGGUGGGUCCAGGUCAGAACCAGGAACUACAGCAGAACCAGGAACUACAGCAGAUCCAGGAAAUACAGCAGAUCUAGGAAAUACAGCAGAUCCAGGAACUACAACAGAUCUAGGAAAUACAGCAGAACCAGGAACUACAACAGAACCAGGAAAUACAGCAGAACCAGGAACUACAACAGAUCCAGGAAAUGCACCUGGAACAAGCACCAACUGCGAAGAAGUGGGAUGGCGCUCGCCCGACUGCAGAUGGAGGAAGAACUGAGGGAGCUCCAACGAGCUGUCACCGAGGGACUGAGCCGCCUCUUGGGAGCAAACCCAAGAGGAAAAGAGCCGGCUAGCGGAGAGUUCGCUCCCGUAAUCCCCGACAGCUCCACCACACCUAGAACCCGCCGCCGCAAAACGGUGGGCCGCCACAGGCAGCAGCUGCUAGCAGGAGAGAUGCUCCAGCCGGCAGCCAGCCAGGGGUGCCUCGCUGAGUGUUUGCUUUCUGCACAGCAGCGGCGCCGGGCGGCUCCCCACUCUCGGCUGGUGGUGCCCGGUGGCUGGCUGCCGACGGCUGGGGAGAUGCUCCGGCAGCCGAGGAGAUGCUCCGGCAGCCGAGGCACUACGAGAAGCCGAGAGAGGCUCACGUCCCGGCCCCCACACGACUUCCGCGUUCAAGCUGCACGUCAGGAUGGCUCAGAGUGGGCCCGGAGAAGAAGAAGGGUGAGAGACCAAGCCGCCUACGUCGCCUACGUCGCCGCUGCUCUCCAGACAGCUACUACUGGUGCCAUGAGCCUGGUCACUUCGCACGAGACUGCCCGGCACCGCACUGAGAAGCCGAGCUCUGGGAAACAAGAGAAGAGUGGCGCUGUGAGAGAACCGCCACUCCAGAACCCCCUCCCUCACCCAGGACAACGCACGCUGGAAAUAGGAAAACGUGCCAAGACACAAACUGUGGGCAGUGAAGGAGACGGAGAGACUGGAAGUUACAUUCUUGUCAUCUUAGACCGCCUAGUUGCUGCGAUGGUCCCACCAACUGAGAGUGACAUCAGAAAAGCAGUGAAGACUCCAACAGUGGAUUUGGACCUUCUGGCCAUUGGUCCUGAGAGUCAACACAACAAGGCUGCCCGCCUCUCUGUCCAAAACCUGACCAUGGAAAUCAACAUUGAAGCUCUAGCCAGCGCCAACAAUGGUUCUGCAGCUGCUGCCUUUCUGACACUGAAUGGGACAGAAAACCUUCUUAGUCAUCAAUAUUUCAAAUCAGAGAACAAGACGGAGAUGUAUUCGGAUGUUUUCACUGCCAUAUUACCCAAAACAAUCAACACCAACCUCACAGAGCCCGUCAACUUCACCAUCUUCCACAAGAAAGUACCCGAAUCAGGAAUUGCCACCUGUGUGUACUGGGACAACAGAAGCCCGAACAAUGAAGAGAGGCCGAAGGAUGAUGGAGAAGGUGGAGAGACCUUUCAUUGGUCAGUAGAGGGCUGCUGGGUUUCACACUCGGAGGAAAACCACACGGUUUGCAGCUGCUCUCACCUUUCUACCUUUGCCCUCAUCAUGCAGAUUGGGGAGACUCCACCACAAAGUGAUUUCUUAGAGUGGCUGAACCGAAUAUGUGUAAUUGUCGGACUGUUCUUCUUUGCGUUGGCCAUCCUCACCUUCCUCCUGUGCAGCUGGAACCCAAAAAUCAACAACACAGCUCGCCUUCACCUCUGCCUCAACCUCGGUUCAUCUCAUCUGCUACUACUGUGGAAUGACAGAUUUCUGGAUGACGAGCUGGCCUGCACUGUCAUGGCAGGACUUCUCCACUUCUUAGUCGUUGCCAGCUUUGUGUGGAUGCUGCUGGAGGCCCUGCAGCUUCAUCUGCUGGUCCGAAGGCUCUCCAAGGUGCAGGUCAUCCAGAGAGACGGUCUCCCCAGGCCGCUGCUCUACCUGAUUGGCUACGGAGUUCCGUUUGUGAUUGUGGGCAUUUCUGCGCUGGUGUAUUCUGAUGGAUACGGUGCUACUGAAGCACAGGCGUGCUGGCUCUCGAGGCAGCGCAACUUCAACUGGGCUUUAACAGGCCCAGUGAUUGCUAUCCUUGGACUCAAUUGCAUUUUGUUCUCUGCUACUCUAUGGAGUCUGAGACCCACUUUGGCCAACAUGAAAAGUGAUGUUUCCCAAUCCAAAGACACCAGGAUAAUUGUGUUUAAAAUCGUGGCCCAGUUCGUCAUACUGGGCUGCACAUGGAUUCUGGGUUUGUACCAGACAAACCUUUUCUUCCAGGUCCUCUUCAUCAUCCUCAACUCCCAGCAGGGCACCUGCCUUUACAUCGUACACUGUCUGCUCAACAAGGAGGUGAGAGAGGAGUACAGAAAGUGGCUGAAAUGCUCCUGCAGAGAAGACAGAACUGUGAAGGAUGCACCUUCAGUCACUGAGGACUUGGACAAGCCCGAAUAACAGAGAAGUGAGAAAUGA